UAAGCCAACUCUCGAGAGCACAGAAUCACAGAGAGAGAGUGAGAGAGAGUACGGAAGUUCAGCCAUGGACGACGAGGAAUUGGAGCCGCUCUUCGAUUACCACCGCGUGCAACCUUACAAUGCCAUUAUCCUUGACGAUGAUAGUCCAGAUUCAUCGCCAGUAGCUAAUGCGAAAAAGCGGAAAAUUGACACUUCUGUUGAUGAAGAGAAACAGGACAAUAAAGAUGUAAUUCAAGUAAUAGAUUGUGAGGAAAAAGAAGAGGAAGAUUGGCUGAAGCUACCGCCAAAGAUUUCAGCUGAUACUGUAAAGAAGCGUGAGAAUUCAACCAUAAAGGAAAUAAGGUUAAAAAAGCAGGAGCUGGCAUCCCUUGCUGAAUCCGCAAAGCAUGUGCUACGAGAUGUUGAGGAUUCUGUAAAAAGAGAUCUUAGCACUUCAUUGCAAUCGAGUGAAGGAAGUGUUGCAGAGCAGCAGACAAAACCUUGCAGUGAAAGGGCUAAAAUAAUUAUUUGUAUUCAAGACAAGGAUGGCUCCAAACAAUUCCGUGUUUUCAUGGAUGAUAAAUUUGAGCGACUUUUCAAACUGUAUGCUGACAAAGCUAAGCUUAAUUUACAAAACUUAAUUUUCCGUUUUGAUGGGGACAAAAUUAGUCCCACAGCAACUCCUCAUAGCCUUGGGAUGGAGGACGACGACAUUGUUGAAGUGCAUGUUAAACCAAGCUGAUUCAGGUUUUCCUUUUGUGCUCUAGAUGAUUCGCUUUUUGGUGUCCUUGAAGUUUUUUUGCGUGUUCCAUUGGUCUUUAUAUAAGUUUAGCGUUGCAAUUGUAUAGUAAAUACUGUUUAUGGAAACAUAGAAUUCAACCUUUGAAAACAUCCUCAUUGUUAGAACUUAGGUUACUUGGUUGCUGAUCCGCUAACCGUUAUUUACCAAACUCUCUUUUAAGUUAAAA
Ipomoea nil (Japanese morning glory) is the source of this 947-nucleotide messenger RNA. RefSeq lists its product as uncharacterized. The record is from RefSeq and is a predicted model, not a curated record. The coding region runs from base 65 to 721 and encodes 218 amino acids. The transcript has 7 exons. Lineage: Eukaryota; Viridiplantae; Streptophyta; Magnoliopsida; Solanales; Convolvulaceae.